UUAUUCCCAAUUCAGCAAUAUCCAAUUCUUCCAAACAAAGCGGAUAACUGUCCGACAUUUCCAAAGAAAACAGUGUCGGUCAGUCUUCUCUCCAUUCUCAAGUCUCAACAUACUCAAAGUUAAAAAGAGAAAGAUGGAAGCAAUAGAGCACAAAUACGUUGAAGUGAAUGGACUAAAAAUUCAUAUAGCUGAAACUGGAAGUGGGAAUUCCCCAGUUGUGGUAUUCUUGCAUGGUUUCCCUGAAAUAUGGUAUUCUUGGAGGUACCAAAUGAUAGCUGUAGCCAAAGCUGGUUACAGAGCUAUUGCACCCGAUUUCAGAGGAUACGGGUUGUCGGAUCAACCACCCCAACCCGAGAAAACUACCUAUCUUGAUCUUGUCAAUGACCUCCUUGCACUUCUUGAUGCUCUUAGCAUCUCUAAGGCUUUUCUCAUUGGCAAAGACUUCGGAUCUGCUGUCCUUUCCCUUUUUGUUCUUCUCCAUGGGGAGAGAGUCUCCGGAAUUAUUACCAUGGGAGUGCCGUUCUUGCCCCCACGAUCUCCCAAGUACACUGAAGACCUCCCCGAAGGCUUCUAUAUUUCACGAUGGAGGGAGCCUGGGAGAGCUGAAGCUGAUUUUGGUCGCAUUGACGCCAAAAGAGUAGUGAGGAAUGUAUACAUUCUUUUCUCCAGAAGUGAAAUACCAAUAGCCAAUGAAAAUCAGGAAAUAAUGGACAUUGUGCAGCCUUCAACCCCGCUACCACCUUGGUUCUCUGAGGAAGACUUGGAUGCAUAUGGAGCUUUGUAUGAGAAAUCUGGAUUCCAAACUGCUUUGCAGGUCCCCUAUAGGUCAUUGCAUGAACAAGCCAACAUUACAGAUCCAAGAGUUCAUGUUCCAGCACUAUUUAUUGCCGGCGAGAAGGAUUAUUUCCUAAAAUUUCCGGGGGUUGAAGACUACAUAAGUGGAGGACUCAAAAGUUUAGUCCGUAAUCUGCAGAUGGUUAACUUGCCAGAAGGAACCCAUUUUGUUCAAGAACAAUUACCUGAUGAGGUCAAUCGACUCAUGCUCGACUUCCUUACUAGGAAUAGCCAAUCUUGAAUAAUCAUCAGUAAGGCUUUGUUGAAAAGCUUUUAACAGUUAGGUUUGUAAGUUUGUUGCAUCUAUUUAGGAAGUGAUCAUGAGUCACUCCAUCUUUGAUAUUCUAUCAAGUCCUUGUUUUCUACAUGUAUUAUUGUAAUGCAGUAAGCCAGUGACCCAAGAGGUCUUAGUCUACAUCUUCAAUAUCGUUGGUGUCUGGAUAAGUAAUUAAAGUAUAUGUAAACUGCCACAACACUUUAUAGUGUAAUUUGUCCAGUCUACUCUCCUGGUAAAGCUGAAAAGGGAUGAAUAAAUGUAAAACUACAACUGGA
Molecule: messenger RNA, 1386 nt
Organism: Lycium ferocissimum
Lineage: Eukaryota; Viridiplantae; Streptophyta; Magnoliopsida; Solanales; Solanaceae
Exons: 4
Coding region: 134-1075 (313 amino acids)
Molecular function (GO): hydrolase activity
Source: RefSeq, a predicted model, not a curated record